This is a messenger RNA of Nycticebus coucang (slow loris), 3698 nucleotides long. RefSeq names its product chromosome 16 C21orf62 homolog (gene EPCIP). Lineage: Eukaryota; Metazoa; Chordata; Mammalia; Primates; Lorisidae. The transcript has 3 exons. The record is from RefSeq and is a predicted model, not a curated record. The coding region runs from base 81 to 848 and encodes 255 amino acids.
CUGUCAAGCCAGGGUGAAAGAUCAGUGGCCAGGCAGAGGUCUGCGGAGCGAGAGGCGAGGCCUUGCCCUGGAACUCCAAGAUGGGCCUCCGAAAAGAGUGUUUACAUCAAAGAGGAUGUUCUGGCCAAGCCAAUGAGGUGAGCACCAACCACUCGGCUCGCCAACCGGAAACGCGAACACUCCGCGGCCCACUCCGGCCAAGAAUGGCGCCACCUCGCGGGCACUGCCUCCUCCUGAUCUGUGCGCUGGGCGUCUCCGCGGUAGGUCAGAGGAAUAGCACGCUCAUCUUCACAAAGGAAAACACCAUUCGGAACUGCAGCUGCUCUGCUGACAUCCGGGACUGUGACUACAGUUUGGCCAACCUGAUGUGCCGCUGUAAAACCGUCCUGCCCUUCGCCGUUGAACAAACCAGCUACAGCGGCCAUCUGACCAUCUGGUUCACAGACACGUCUGUGCUGGGCCGCCUGUUGAACUUCACAUUGGUCCGGGACCUGAAGCUUUCCCUGUGCAGCACCAACACUCUCCCCACUGAAUACCUGGCCAUCUGUGGUCUGAAGAGGCUUCGUAUUAACACGGAGGCCAAGCUGCCCUUCCCAGAGCAGAGCUUACUCGUCCACACUGCUGCAGACAGUGACUCCAAACUCCAGCCCAUAUCAUUAGGCAAAGGCUGGCAAACAUGCACGUAUGUCACAUUCUUAGAUAUGGCUCUUUUCAACAGGGACUCAUCCUUAAGAUCAUACAGUAUUGAAAACGUGGCCAGCAUUGCCAACAACUUUCCUGACUUUUCUUACUUUAAAACGUCCCCAAUGCCAAGCAACCAAAGUUAUGUUGUUACAUUUAUUUACUAACAUUGUAACUAUAUUCAGCUGGGGAAGAACUUUGGCAAACCACCCAUAAUUUGAACGAGGGAUGUGGAAAUAAGGUCAUGAGCUAGGUGUCCCCACACAGAGCCACAUCUUUCUUCCUAACUGUGAUUGGCAACAGAGGUACAUACACAAAUAAACCUCUCUCUGCUCUGUGCUCAACGUGUGAGCCCUUUUGAAAAACAAAUUUUAAAGAAACUGAAAUACCCAACUUGAUUCAGUCCAGAGAUAUGUCUUGUGAGCCAGCUAGAAGCUAGGUCUCUGCAGAGAAAAUUCAUAGAAGAAAUAGAGAAAGUGGCUCAUGCGUGUAAUCCUAGCACUCUGGGAGGCUGAUGCGCGUGGAUCGCUUGAGCUCAGGAGUUUAAGAUCAGCCUGAGCAAGAGCGAGACCCCGACUCUACUAAACAUAGAAGAAAGAGCUGGGCAUCGCAGUGGGUGCCUGUGGUCCCAGCUACUCGGGAAGCUGGGGCAGAAGGAUCACUUGAGGCCAAGAGUUGGAAGUUGCUGUGAGCUUUGAUCACACCACUGCACUCCCGCCGGGGCGACAGAGGGAGACCCUUUCAAGGAAGGAAAACAGAGAGGCCAGGCACAGUGGGUCAUGCCUGAAAUCCUAGCAUUCUGGGAGGCCAAAGUGGGAGGAUCACUUGAGCUCAGGAGUUCAAGACCAGCCUGAGCAAGAGUAAGACCCCAUCUUUAUUAAAAAUAGAAAAAUUAGCCAGGCAUUAGCCAGGCACCAGCUAUGUGGAAGGCUGAGGCAGGAGGAUCACUUGAACCCAGGAGGUUGAGCUUGCUGUGGGCUAGGCUGAUGCCAUGGCACUCUAGCCUGGGGCAACAGAGUGAGACUCUGUCUCAGAAAAUAAUUAAUUAAUUAAUUAAAAAAAAAGAAACUUGAAAAAUACAAUAAAAAAAUUAUAUGUAGCUCAAAAUUUUACUUAGAGCAAGGCCUAACCCCAGGGAAAGUCCUUCUCUUGUAGCACUUCACUUUCCUCCCCUCCCCCCACCUCGCACUCCACCCCACGCCGCUUUCUUUGAGUCUUUUACCUUUGUCCCCACUCCACCACUCACCCUAUUUCUUCUCUCACUUUCUUCUUCCCUCUCUUUCUCCUUCUUGUCAUGCUCCAGAAAUCAGAACUUAGAUGAAGACCCUUAGAACCCGUUUCCCUCCAUUAGGGGCUAGCCUGCAAAUCUAGUGACCACUUAUAACAUUAUUCCUAUGAGUAAAAAUGCUCCAACUACAAAUAGGUAAUUAAAAGAACUUUUAGGGCUCACUCCAUGUGGAAGUUUAAGACUAGAAAGUUAAGGUACUUCAGACCACAUUGUUAACACAAAAUGGUUUUAUAUGUAUUGAUAAAAAGAACUGAAUCAACGUAUUUUUAAAUUAAAUCAUUUCAUUUACUUUGUACGAUCAUUAUUGUACAAAGAAAAUUUUCCCUUAUACAGACCCAACUUACCAUUAAAGUGGAAUCUAAAGAUUCAUGGCAAUUGUGGUACCAAUGUCUAAAGUUAGAAUGCAAUGAAGUUGAAACAUGAGUGCAUUCAUGAUACUAUAAUGAUAAGAAAUAGAUUAAUUAGAAAAUAACAGCAUGUCCUGGAGUUAAUGACUUAAGAUCACAUUUGUCACAUUGUUUUCCCCUUACCCUUAACUAUGGUAACUUAAAUAACCUGAAAUUUUCUCUACAUUUGCUUAAUUGGUGGGGGAUUUGGCCAUUCAGGCUAAUUAGCUGGGUCCAUAAUAUCAGUGUUUAAAUUAGGCCAAAGAGAAGACCAAAGUAUCAAUUUCAAUAGAAAAAUAUAAUGACUUCAUUACUGACAUUAUACUUCAGAGAUAACAUUAAAAUGAUAGAAAAAGAGAAAGAAGGUGAAAAAGAGGAAGAGAAAGUAAGGCAAGAAAGAUGUAAGUGAAAAGAUAGCAAUGUAUUUAUUGUCAUUGGUUGCUGACAAUGUAACAAAUUGAAUUUUACCAUUAAAAUCCAUUUUUAUUAAUGAAGUAGAAAAUUAAAUGCUAGGAAUUAUAUACAUGCUAUAAAUCUCUCCCAUCUGGUAGCUUUUCAUAGUUUCAAAGCCCUUUCUCAUAUUUCUUUUGUAGAGACUGGGUCUCCUUAUGUUGCCCAGGCUGCUUUUGAACUCCUGCCCUCGAAUGAUUCUCCUACCUUGAGCUUCCAAAGUGCUGGGAUUAUAAGCAUGAGCCCCAUGUUCACCCUUAAGUGAUUCUUUUGAAAAAUAAUUGUGAGUCAGUGGGACUUAAACCAAUAGAGAAAGGAAAGCUAAAUUUAGUUAUAAAUCAAGCCUGAGGUUUUCAGAUUUCUGGACUGAAAAUGUGGUUCAGGUGGUGCUAUUGUGGGAUAAAUAAAGGGCAGAGAAAAUCCCCAUCACGCAGAGAUAGAUGGCAUUUGGCACUCAGCCACAGGGUUGGGGGAACUAGGGAAGAGAGGGGACAGUGGCAAAGUAAGGGUGCACACUCCACCUGAAGGUCCAUGGUGGCUCAGCUCCAGCUGAGUGUUGCCUCAGAAGAACAGGAUGGGGCCAGAUCUGACUCCUCAGGAAAAUUAAGAAUUCCAGGUUUCUGGCUCGGGGCCUGUAGCUCAAGGGCUAGAGUACCAGCCACAUUCGAACCUGGAGCUAGCGGGUUCAAAUCCAGCUCAGGCCUCCAAACACCAAUGACAACUACAACCAAAAAAUAGCCCGGCAUUGUGGCGGGCACCUGUAGUCCCAGCUACUUGGGAGGCGGAGGCAGGAGAAUUGCUUAAGCCCAAGAGUUUGAGGUUGCUGUGAGCUGUGAUGCCAUGGCACUGUACUGAGGGUGACAUAGUGAGAAUCUGUCUCAAAAAAAAAAGAA